Messenger RNA from Ilyonectria robusta, 1749 nucleotides. RefSeq lists its product as uncharacterized. The record is from RefSeq and is a predicted model, not a curated record. NCBI's taxonomy places the organism in Eukaryota, Fungi, Ascomycota, Sordariomycetes, Hypocreales, Nectriaceae. Bases 154 to 1335 code for a protein of 393 amino acids. The transcript has a single exon.
CCUCAGGUCAACCGUCACCGUCUCGCCACGCGCCCCUCGUCGGCCAUCCACGUGAAUCCUACGCUGCGAGUUGCUUCACAACCACUCUCACUAUUCUCGGGCAGGGUCUGCCGCUGGUAGCGCUUCCCCUUUCUCCAAUUGCCCCCGUUCAACAUGUUUUCCACCAAGGCGACCCAGUCGUUGAAGAACCUCUUCGCAUCCUAUCACGAACCCCUUCCCCUAUCAAAACAACAAUCUCAAAAACUACUCGAUGGCCUCAAGACUUCCUUCCGGAAGCAACUCGAUCACGAAUAUGGCCAGACCUCUGACACCCCCACCGCCUCGUCCAAAUCCCCCGAUGUCAACCCUCCGAUCCGACAGUCCGCCACCAAUCGCCACUUGAAGGACAUCCUCUCCAAUCCUUUGUUCAGCUAUAAUAAGGACGUCAACUCGACUUUUCCUUCCACUCUAGCACCCCCGAAGCGUGAUCCCAUGGAGGUGUUCGAUCAUGCCGUGGCGAGAGGAAUGAUGACGCCCAAAGCCGCAAUUGGCUGCAUGGUCGCCAAAUCCAAGCAGCUCCAUACCCUGGAGUCAAGCGGCAGUGCCUUUAUCUCAUCGGGCACCGCAGCUCGAGUUGUCCGAUGGCUGCGGUCUUCCGGUUCGGAGCAAGAUUUGCGCUUCCUGGACAACCAGACUUUUGUUCGGACACUUGCUCCAUUCCUGGUCGCCGAGGGCAUGGAAGAGAUCGCUUGGGAAUGGCUCGUCCGGACCGUCAAUGGGCCUGGGAACCUUUCUAACGAAAAGCGUCUCAAGAGGGCGUCCAAUCUGCUAGCAGAGGUUGUGCGAACCAAAUGCCAGCCUCAAUACGGCAACCUGGAUUCGGGAAUCUCAACAAUGCUUCAAGCCCAGGAAUUGUUCCGGAAGAGCCCUCUGCUCUCUGAUCUGCUCGUCCUCUCGUGGAGGUCGGUAUCCUGGUUCUCCACUGUCGAGGCAUACAGCCGAGCCGCGCCAUCCGAAGAGCUCUUUGAUGCUCACAUGGCCACGGCCGACCGCUUACCCCAGCCCUUCCUCAUGGAGCGGGCACACCUGCACUUGUACCACCCAACGCACCCCGAUCACAUCCCAGCACUCCAAUUUUUCCGAGAUAAGGAGAAGCUUCGACAUUUGGUCCAUGCCAUCGGUCCCAAGAAGUCCAAGCCUGACAAGCUAAGCGUCGUCUCGUGGCUCGCCUUCCUCGGGCAUGAUACUAUCAACCAUCUCACGCAGUCCGGCAGGACACAGGAGGCUCAGGGAGUUACAGAUUUACUUCAGGCGGAAGUGGCAAACCUCUUUAAUGCCAAACUAGAGCCGGCUUGAUCAUGUCUGGGAAUGGUCUCGAUUUUUGCAUCAUGGAAGAUGAGUGUGUUCGGUCACUGGGGCCGAGAACUCGUCUUUCCGUCAGCUCAAAUGAUGUCUCAUUCAAAUGAUGAGACAUCAUUUACCAAGUCACCUCCCCCACGACCCCGACUUAAGCCCAGUCGCCGCCUGGUGGAUUUCAGGAGGGUCAAGGUCCGAGAAGAAUACGAGGAAGGCAUGCAUACAGUAUGAGCAUACAAGCUCCUGGCCAAAUUGUAUAGGAAGGGGAGGAGAGGAACCUUGUAUAUAAACACUACUACCCCAUAUAUUUCGAAGAUAUCCGGGAUCAAGGGUGCAUGGUAUACCCCUGAAACCACCACAUAGAACACCAACCAGCGCCCCGUACAAGGGCAGACAUGGGAAGAAAUCAAAACA